GAUAUACUGGCAUUCAUUCAGUCAAUCAAACAGUUGGGUUAUUCAGAUACACCAGAUUAUGCCUAUUUACGUAAACUUUUGCACAGUGCUAAGUCAUCGAUUGGCAAACAAACCGUUUCAUCUAGUCAUAAGUUAACUGUGGAAUCUAAUGAAACGGGGGUUAUUUCUCCACCAACACUCCGUAAAUAUAAUAAGAAAGAUGUAUUAAAAGUGAGGAAAUGUUCUUUGCUUUUUUCCCCACUUACACACUGAUGAGUUGAUCCAUCGACAAAUGUCUAUGGAGAUAGUUGAUUUUUAGAACCGAUAAUUAUUGAAGUACUUUUGCGACAACCAGUUAUUAUUAUUAUUAUCAGUUCUCCGCAUUAUGAUUCUCAGUUUUUUAUUUCAUAACUUCCCUUCUAGGUGUAAGUUUUCCUAGACGUCGACGUCGUUGAAUCCGGAGAGCUUAAUAGAAUUCAUCUGUCUUAUGUUUGUUCGUGUAGUGUGUAACGAGUCGCACCUAAUACGUAUAAAUCAUGAAUAAUCCCCAUCCAGGCAUUAAUGAAAACAAAACACGUAGAUCAGCGAAUAGUCUCUUUUCGGUGAAUUCAUUUUCUUAGUUGUACAAUCGCAAAUAUAUAUAUAUGUUAUUUUGUAUGUAUGUGUACAUUAAGUUUGUCGAACAAAAUUACGAUUGGUUAUGGUUAUUUUAACUAAACAGGUAAAGAUUGGAAAUACAAGUCAAGAAAAUUAAGUGUUAAUCAAACUAGGGUAGUAACAAAAGUGAUGAGUUGUCACAAACAGUUGUUAAAAGAAGUUAUGUAAUAAUAAUAUGAAUAGUUUGAUGAGUGAGUUUUACUCAGGAUGCACUUAGGAACAAAGUAGAUAAUACGAAAUUACGUAAGAGUCCUAAAUGAAUACAAGAGUUAUAAGCAAUUAAAGAACAGGCAGAGAAGCAAAAUUAAGUCAUCAAAAUCAAAAGAACUGCGGUUGUACAGCUAAGAAAAUGAAUUCGCCGAAAAGAGACUGUUCGGUGAUCUACGUGUUUUGUUUUCACUAAUACGUAUAAUACUACACGGUUGGCCAGGUUGAGUCCUGUGACUCAUUGGUUGAACCGAUAAGUCACUUUUGUAUACCACAAAGAUCACAUCUGUGUACUGCUUUGAUGUAAGCGUUUACUAAAAUAGCCAAACCACCAACAAUGAAGUGCAGUGUGUGUGUGUGUGUGUGUGUGUCAUAGUCCUAAUGAGUUUAUUAUUAUUAUUAUAUUUUAAGUGUAUGAUGCGCACGUGACUUUCAGCUUCAUUCGAUACCUCAAGUAAUCUUUAUAGUUUAAAUUCUAAAUCUAUUCUUUCACUUGUAAGAUCUGUACACUCCUAGAACAUGUCAUGCUACUUAUACUGUAUA
Molecule: messenger RNA, 1386 nt
Organism: Trichobilharzia regenti
Lineage: Eukaryota; Metazoa; Platyhelminthes; Trematoda; Strigeidida; Schistosomatidae
Source: the annotation of a GenBank genome assembly